AUGCAUAAAAGAUCUCACACAUGUGAGAAUCUGUAUUCCUGUCCUGAAUGCGGGAAAUGUUUUGUAGAAAUGUCAGAUACUUGUCAUACAUCAGUAGAUCUCACACGGGGGAGAAGCCAUAUUCCUGUCCUGAGUGUUGGAAAUACUUUUUCAGUGAAGUCUAAUCUUUAUAAACAUCAGAGAUUGCCACUGGGGAGAAGCCAUUUUCCUGUCCUGAGUGUGUGA
Staurois parvus is the source of this 225-nucleotide messenger RNA. The record is from the annotation of a GenBank genome assembly. NCBI's taxonomy places the organism in Eukaryota, Metazoa, Chordata, Amphibia, Anura, Ranidae.